Molecule: messenger RNA, 2618 nt
Organism: Stegostoma tigrinum
Lineage: Eukaryota; Metazoa; Chordata; Chondrichthyes; Orectolobiformes; Stegostomatidae
Product: surfeit locus protein 4-like
Exons: 6
Coding region: 69-881 (270 amino acids)
Biological process (GO): Golgi organization
Cellular component (GO): membrane; endoplasmic reticulum; endoplasmic reticulum-Golgi intermediate compartment
Source: RefSeq, a predicted model, not a curated record
GUCCCGCCUUCGCCCCUCUCCUCCUACCUCCCCCCCCCCCGCCGGCCUCGGGAGCAAGAGACACCGAGAUGUCGGUUCACAAUGAUGUGAUGGGGACGGCCGAGGACCUCGCCGACCAGUUUUUACGUGUGACCAAACGUUUUCUGCCUCAUGUUGCACACUUAUGUCUGAUCAGCACAUUCUUGGAAGAUGGCAUUCGCAUGUGGUUCCAAUGGAAUGAACAGUGUGACUAUAUCAACAUGGUCUGGCAUUGUGGGAACUUCCUUGCCACCAUGUUUGUUUUGCUUAAUAUGGUCGGGCAGCUAGGUGGUUGCAUCCUAGUGCUGAGUCGGAAAUUUGUGCCUUAUGCUUGCUGUGGUUUAUUUGUACUCAUUGCUAUGCAGACUAUUGCUUAUAGUAUUCUCUGGGACCUGAAAUUCCUUAUGAGGAACCUUGCACUGGGAGGUGGCUUACUGCUGCUGCUGGCUGAGUCCCGAUCUGAAGGGAAAACCAUGUUCGCAGGUGUCCCUAGCAUGGGCACUAACUCCCCACGGCAGUACAUGCAGUUGGGAGGCCGUGUUCUGCUUGUCUUAAUGUUUAUGACUUUGUUGCAUUUCUCCAUGAAUGCGCUUAUGAUUCUUCAAGAUAUUGUUGGCACUACUUUGAUAAUCCUUGUGGCGAUUGGCUUCAAGACUAAGUUAGCUGCUCUCACACUGGUCAUUUGGCUCUUUGCAUUGAAUCUGAUUCAGAAUCCAUUUUGGAGAAUCCCGGUUUAUAAGCCCAUGCAUGACUUCUUAAAGUAUGACUUUUUCCAAACCAUGUCUGUGAUUGGUGGCCUUCUGUUAGUUGUAGCACUGGGACCUGGUGGAGUCUCGAUGGAUGAACAUAAGAAGAAGUGGUAAAGAGGUUCUUCGGAAGAGAAAUAAAUAUAUAUAUAUUUGUGUAAUUUUUUAAUUAUUUUUACUACAGUAUCAGUUCUUUCUGUCUGAAUCUGAAUUGUUAUUUUCCUAUAGGAUUUCCUUCAUGUGAUACAUAAAUUAAAAAAACACACACAUCAGUCUUAGUGUUUUGCUUUUCCUCCCAGUAUUUAAAUAUUAGGUGAUGUUAAAAUUAGUGCCAGAAUUUACCAGGCAGUCAUUUCAGGUACAAUAUUUCUUUACAGCACCUUUUGGUACUUGUUCAAAGAUGGGGAGUAUUUCUUCUCUUUACUGGGCUUUGAUGUUUCAGACAAUCUAUUUAAUCAAUUUCUGUGUGCAGGCUUACUUAAGAAGUUGGAUUAUUCUGAGGUUUGAUGGUGAAAUGAAUGGUGAGAGUGCCAUACCUUGAUUCAAAUGUAAAAUAGUAUGUAGCUAUUAAACAUUCCUUUAACCUUGGACCAUUCCAACUUGUAUCAUGAAUAAAACAAAAUACCUUUGAAAAAUUGGACCAGCUCAUUUUGAUAUCCUCUUAAAUGGUGUAAUGAGUGGAAUUUUCAAAUUUUGUAAACCUACAGGUAUCAUACUACAACUGCCUUGCUACAAACUGAAGUGCCUUGCACAGCAAUAUUUUAAUGUGUUACAUUUCAAGUUUAAUUGUUCUUGUACAGGCAGCAACUUUGAAACUAUACCAGUGUACCAUUCCUCACCUAACCUGAAACAAUAACUUGAAAAAAGUGAGUUUUUAAUCAUUAUUUUUCAAAAUUACUUCUCUGCUUGACCAAAACAAAGGUGCACCCAAUACUUGUACACUGUCUGGCUCAAUGAGCAGUCAAGAACUCUAUUAAAGUUAGUACAGUUCGUAGUAUAAUAUUUUGACAUAUAAUCCUGGACAUUCAAAUGCCAGAGUUGUUGACAAUGUCUUGCUUGUUGUUAUUAGAUCAUUAACAAUUGUGGGCCUCAGUUGUCCAUGUGUUUGGUGUCACUGAAUUGUUUUACUAGUUAAAUUUUUGAAGCUGAAAGUUUGGAUUGAUUUUUUUCUGCCAAGUAUUACCCUGAACUUUAAAUGGCAACUGCUAUUGUAUUGCCUGGUUCGAAUUCUAAGGUUAAUUCCCCCCUAUUUGGACCCCCUCCCCAGAAGAAACAGUGAAUAGUUUACCUCUUCCUUAAGUUGGUCUGAAAGUGCCCAUGUUCUGCAUCAGUAUAAAUGGAAUUAUUCAUUUUGGAGAGAAAUUAACCUUUUUGCCCACUUUUUUUUAGAAGAGGCUAUGUGCUAUUGACUGUCAGGCAAUUUAUUUUUGAGUGAGGAUGGUUAAGAAAAAGAAAUUGACAGCCAGAUCUUCUCCAGUAACCAUUGGGGUUGUCAUUAUUGGCCUUCUCGUUGGAGUUAAAUUGUUUCAAGAUCCUGAACGGAAUGAGAGAAAGCUCCAGAUAACACGUGUAAAAUCAAAGUUGCAAUCCUUCCAAAAACUUGACAGUUUUCUUUUUAAAGCUGCUUUCAACCCUGCAGUAACUUUUUCCACUGAUACCUCGGGUACGUAAAUUGCCAAAAAAAACUGUUACAAACAUAACAACCAUUUUAUAAAUAAAUUUUGUGUUUCCUACAAAAAUGUCUUAAAUUUACGGCAGUAAAUGCAGGCAAUGCUGAUUUUUUUUUUGAAUGUCUUGACAUUGUGGUUGUAUUUGCAGUUCUGCUGAAGACUCAUUAAAUGCAUUGAAAAAUUA